Messenger RNA from Notolabrus celidotus (New Zealand spotty), 4597 nucleotides. RefSeq names its product zinc finger protein 771-like. Gene Ontology annotation, molecular function: RNA polymerase II cis-regulatory region sequence-specific DNA binding; DNA-binding transcription factor activity, RNA polymerase II-specific. The record is from RefSeq and is a predicted model, not a curated record. NCBI's taxonomy places the organism in Eukaryota, Metazoa, Chordata, Actinopteri, Labriformes, Labridae. Gene Ontology annotation, biological process: regulation of transcription by RNA polymerase II. The transcript is spliced from 2 exons. Bases 1391 to 2944 code for a protein of 517 amino acids.
GAUGUAACAAAUCCCGGGAAAUCGUUGAGGUUUCCGGAAGAAGAAGCGCCAGCAUGGCGGAUACAUUUUCAACCUUCUGUGCUGAUUUUUAGUGUUUCUGUGUCUUAUUUUCACACUUGAAACAGAUAACCCCCGUGGCACUGCAGUGAGUUGUGACCGCAGACCAUCAGGACCGGUUCUGCAUGGCCCGGCUCUGGAUCAGGACUGACGCUGCACCGCUGGCUAAUGUUAGCAGCCUGGACACGUCGUGACUUGUGACCCACUUUGACUCGGUUCCCUGGACUGGCUGAGUGGGAGCCUGAACACGGACCAAAGAGGGUCUCUUCCUAAUUUAGUGACUCUGACCCGAGUCAAAGAAGAAGUACAUUAAGCCUUAGUGAUAAAAACACUCACCAAAAUUAACAAUGGAUGAAGUGACUGUGGAAGUAGAUGAGGAAGUGACAAAACAGGACUUCUCCUUGGAGCCACUGCCAGAGCCACUGCUGAUAAUUCUGUCUCCACCUCCACCUUACUUGCCUGUGCCUAGCCGACCUGCCAUGUUAUGGCACAAGUGGCUCAAAGCUUUUGAACACUAUGUGGACGGACUCAAUGAACAUGAGCUCAGCGACACCAGUAAAUGUUUGCUCCUGCAGAACUGCCUUGGUCCAGAGGGUCAGCGUAUCUUCUCAAUACUGGUUCAGAGUGAAACCAUGUACACGGCAGCCAUUUCAACACCUCUUUACUUUAGCUCUAGUCAGACCUCUCAGAUGUACCGCCUUAAAUUUCAUCAGAGGGCUCAGGAGCCCGAAGAGACUGUGCAUCAGUUUGUGUCUGUGUUAAAAGAACUGCUGAGACCCUGCAACUAUGGAGGCCCACAAGAAAAACUGAUCCUGGAUCAGCUGGUUGAGAAAACAAGCUGCCCACAGCUCAAAGACAGGCUUCUGUUGGAGAGAGGAAGAUUGACCUUGGACAAAGCUUUAGUUAUCGCUAAAGAGGUUGAAUCUACGUUAAGUGAAAGUGAAAUGUUUCGGAUACACGAGGUCAGUGUAGACAUUGCUGAUGACUUUGACCCUCCUGUUGUAAAGAGGAAAAGAGGACGGCCCCGAAAGGAGAGAGCAGGGCGAAAACUGUAGCGAAACCAUGUGUGGCCAAGAAGUCAACAAAAGCAUCUAAAUUCAAAGACAAUUAUUAUUACACAAACGAUAAGCUGUAUUAUAGUGACACUGAGCCGGACUCUUCUAAUCAAGCUGAGGACACUAAUGUGGCUCACGAUAAAUCUAACGAUGAAACCGCAAAUAAUGAUGAUUCAACACUGUCAUCAUCACUGAUAGUUGACGAGGAAGUCUCUGACAAAGCAAGCGAAGGGGUUAAUUAUGACGACGAAGACGAUGAUGAUGACGAAGACUUGGUAAUGUCUCCGUCCAAACUAAAGGGUCCCUACUGUCCGCUCUGUGUCAACAGACGCUUCAGAGAUGCACAUAAACUGGCCAGACACAUGAGGACACACACCAAAGAGAAACCGUUCAGCUGCCCCAUCUGCGCCGUGACGUUCAGUCAGUCAUAUCACAUGACCCGACACAUGAGGAACCAGCAUGGCGCAGGACCCCACGUCUGCUCCACGUGUGGGGAGAGUUUAGGGACUCACACAGAGCUGCAGAAUCACAAGAGGAAGCAUGGGCCGAGAGUUCUGUCAUGUCCCGCGUGUUAUGAAAGCUUUACCAGGGAAGGUGCUUUUUUAACUCACCUGAUGUCACACAGCAAAGAUAAGUGCAACCAGACAGAAGGACAGAGCUCCCAGGAAAGUGAAGGAGUAAAAAACAACAAAACAACUCAAUCAUGUGAUGAGGAUAAUCAUGACAGUGACAACUGCAGUAAUGAUGUUGCUGAGGUGGAUACAGACUCUGGUGAUGAUGAUGACGACUCUCAGGAAAUAGGGUCUGAAGUCACCGUUAAGACUGAAGUUGGGGACACGGAUGAAGCUGAAUGUGGAGAUGGAGGCACACCAAAAGAAAAAGCCUCCCCUAAGGCUAAAACAAAGGACCAUGUUUGUCCAAUCUGUGUAGACCGACGGUUCAGAGGGCAGAACAAACUCGCCAGACACAUGAGGACGCACACAAAGGAGAAACCGUUCAGCUGCCCAGUCUGCUCUUUAACCUUCAGCCAGUCCUACCACAUGACUCGCCACCUGAGGAACCAGCACGACCUGGGCCAGUACAUCUGUACUAAAUGUGGGAAAAGUUUAGGAAGCUGGCUAGAACUGAAAGAACAUAAAAAGACUCAUGCUGUUGAAGGCCUGACGUGUCUUGCGUGUGAUAAACAGUUCAAGGAGAAGGCUGAGCUUGUGAGUCAUCUCAAAGUACACAAGAAAAUCACCAACCCCCGCAGCCUCAUCUGUGGUGAUUGUGGGAAAGUGUUUGGUAGAAUGUAUCAUUUGAAGAGACACCUAAUGUCCCACCGCAAAGCUGCAAAUGGUGAGUGUUACACAUGCCCAGAUUGUCAGAAGACCUUCGCCUUCCCUGAAGACCUCAAUAAACACCUGGAGAUCCACGUAAAAGAAAACAACGGGACUUGUCCGAAAUGUAAUAAAAAGUUCAGCAGCCCUGAAGAACUUGAAGCGCACAUGGGGGAACAUGAGAAGUCGUACCCCUGCAACACCUGUGGGAAGAAGUUCAAGGUGGAGUAUGCCCUGAAGAAGCACGAGCAGAGCCACCAGGACGAGCAGUACUACUGUUCGCUGUGCCGCAAACACUUCACCAAGCUGUCUCACUACAAGAGGCACAUCAUGGUGCAUGACAGACGGGAAUGCAAAUGUCCACAUUGUGACAGCGUGUUUCUACAGUUAACUGCUUUUAAGUACCACCUUCGGACUCAUACUGAGGAAAGACCAUAUCAGUGCACCUGUUGUAUUGAGUCCUUUGAGGAGAAAGAAUCUGGAUCAACACUGCCUCAAACACAGGAAGUUUAAGAAGGAGCGUCCGUACUCGUGCACUCGCUGUGACAGCGCCUUCACUCUGCUGACCGAGCUGACUGAGCACAUGGUUUCACACGAGGGCGAGCAGCCGCUGAACUGCCCCAUCUGCGGCAAGACCUUCCUGAACAAGAACAAGCUGGAGAAGCACCUGAGCAUCCACACAGGGGAGAGACCCCACCUCUGCUCCAUCUGUGGCGACGGCUUCCCCUCCGCUGCCAGUCUCAAGCUCCACAUCCACAUCCACACUGGAGAGAAGCCCUUCCAGUGCUCCCAGUGCAGCAAGAGCUUCAGGUCAUCCAGCGGGCUGCGGCUGCACAGCAAGCAACACCUGGAAGUGCGGCCGAGCUACUCGUGCCCCGAGUGUGGCAGAACUUACGGCCGCAUGACAGAGCUGAAGAUGCACCAGCGCUACCACACGGGGGACAAACCAUACGCCUGCACCUGCUGCAGCAAACGCUUCAUCAGCAAAGACAAACUGAACGUUCACAUGAGGGUACACACAGGGGAGAGGCCGUACUCCUGCCCCCACUGUGGACAGACAUUCACACAGACUGGGGACAGAAACAGACACAUCAGUAAAUACCACUAGUUAGAUACUGUUGUACCAGAAGCUGAGUUGUUGCUUGGGGUUUUGCAUGUUGAGGGGGGGUGUCCACAGGAAUCAGCACAUCUUAGGUCAUCAUCUGUUAUUUAUCUGGGAGAGCUUUAAACAAUUGCUGGACCUAAGCGCCCUUUUUAAAGGACAAUGCUAAAAAGAAGGUCCAGUCCAGUCCGGCCCUUGAAACCUCCUCAAAUGCUGUAAAAAAUGAUGAAGCUAUGUCAAGAAAAUCUGGCCUUACGUGACAUAAAUAAUGAGGGAUAUUUGAUUUGUUUUAGAGGGAGAAAAAGAAGAUAUUUUCUCUGUCAUGAUGAAAAGAUUGUGAUACACAUUUUUUUUAAAAAGAUGUGCUUUUAUUGAUGUUCUGACAUUGAAGACCAAACCGUCUUUAAUGGAUAGGAUGCUACAAACAGGUUGCCACUGCUGUCACCUUCAUACCUGGACUUUUAUUCUAUGUCACAUCAACCCUUCAACAGCUCUGCAUGAGGGUUUAUCUCUCUCACCCCUGUGCCUGACUUCACCUUAACACAAACCUUGCACAUUCAAUCACUAACUCACCAACAGACACACACUAAGGACUGGCUAUUGAUUGGGUUUUUUGCAGGAGCUUAAUUUUUCCAGUUUGCCUUGUAGAUAGAUCAACCUCACCUGGCUACGUGGCUACAAAGCAGAUAUACCAAUCACUCAAAUUAAACUACAAGUUAUCAAUACAAAUGCUGUUCUCAACCACAUUAUGAUGUGUAAUAUUAAUGUUUUUUUUCAUUUAUUCAGUUUUUUAGCCUCUCUUUUAUAGUUUCCCAGUUAUUUUGUACCAGUGCUGAAAAAGUGCCAUGAAAUAAAACUCUUUCGUGUAAGGAGGUGUACAAACAACGCUUGUAAAAAAGUAAACGUGAGCUGCAUUAUUAUAUUCUCCUUCAGUCAGAUGCUUUUCAAUCAGGUGUACGUAUGAAUUAAAAAAAUCAAAUAAACCCUUUUUGUAUCCAUCUUGGGUUACAUUAUCACCAGAGCCAAUAACACAAUGCUGAAUUAAUAACAGUUUACUGUUACGA